GGAGGAGCAACAGAACACAGAAACACAGAGAGACAGAGAGCUCCACACACAUCAGUUAGUGGCUUUAGGAGGACAAGAGUGAGAGAGGACAUAAAAAGAAAGAAGAAGAAGAAAAGAAAGAGAAAAGAGAAGAAGAAACUAAAGAAACAGACAUACAGAGGAAAGUGAAAGGCUGAGGGAGUUGUUGCUCGGUUGGAAAUCCAUCCAGCAGACUGCAGAGACUUCACUUUGUGUCCAAGUAAGUGGACAAAACCAGUGUGACUUGGAGUCUACUGGGAGGACGGACUGGUUUUUACCCACAGUGAGCAGACUGCCAAGCACCAUGGCUGACAGCGUGAAUGAGGAGUCGGAUUAUAACCCAGGGAAAGAUGAGCUGGACUGGGGCUAUGAGGAAGGCGUAGAAUGGGGACUCCAUUUCCCAGCAGCCAAUGGAGAGUACCAGUCUCCCAUUAACUUGAACUCCAGGGAGGCUCAGUAUGACCCGUCCCUCCUGGAUGUCGGCUUAUCACCAAACUAUGUGGUGUGUCGAGACUGUGAGGUCAUCAACGAUGGACACACCGUCCGCAUCAUUCUCAAGUCCAAGUCAGUGGUAACUGGGGGUCCAUUGCCUAGUGAUCAUGAGUAUGAGCUUCAUGAGGUUCGAUUCCACUGGGGCAAAGAGAACCAGAGAGGAUCAGAGCACACUGUCAACUUCAAGGCUUUUCCUAUGGAGCUCCACCUGAUUCACUGGAACAGCACUCUGUUUAACACUUUGGAGGAUGCUCUUGGGAAGAGGAAUGGAGUUCUUAUCAUAGCUCUCUUUGUGCAGAUUGGUAAGGAGCAUCUAGGUCUAAAGGCCAUCACUGAAGUCCUACAGGACCUGCAGUACAAGGGGAAGAGCAAGAUAAUUCCCUGCUUCAACCCCAACACUCUGUUACCAGACCCUUUACUGAGAGACUACUGGGUGUAUGAAGGAUCUCUGACCACACCACCUUGCAGUGAAAAGGUGACCUGGAUCCUCUACCGCUACCCUCUCACCAUCUCACAGUUACAGAUUGAGGAGUUUCGGAGGCUGCGGUCCCAUAUCAAAGGGGCAGAGCUACUAGAAGGGAAUGAUGGGAUGUUGGGGGACAACUUCCGUCCGACCCAGCCGCUUAGUGAUCGGACGGUCCGCGCUGCCUUCCAGUGACUCCCAGUUUCCACCGCCAACUCAGAAAAACAUUGGGACCUACACAUACAAGUACAGAAGAGAGAAGGAGGAAGAGGUGUGAAGAGAGGAGCGGAAAAAGAGGGAGUGAGAGAGAAAGUUGAUGUGGUUGUAGAUCAGUUACAGACCGAAGGUGGACAAAGAAACUAUUGAUCUCACACCUCAGUGUUCGCUUUUGUUCGUGUGUGUGUUUGUGUGUCUGUGUGUGUGUGUAGGUGUGUCCUUUCUGGCAUAACCUCUCUGACCCCCUCUCAUUCUUACUGUCUAUGUGAGCCCAUGCCUGCAUGUGUCCUGUCUGUCUCUAGUAUUAUUGUAUGUGUGUGAUAGGAGGCUUCACAGCUGACCCGUCUCUGCUGUCAAAACAAGAGGAAGUAUGAACCACAGAUGUACCUGAACACACACACACACACACACACACACACACACACACACACACACACGCACGAAAAACCUUACUGUAAUGGCAGAGACACAUACACACUCAACAUACACACGUGUUUUUGCACACAUUUUGUGCAUACACCAGGCUGGUCAUUAUGUGUUACAGACUGAAAGUGCUGUAGUAGACCUGGAUAAGUUCAACACACAAUUUACAGACUAUAUUUCUAACAUAAUACUUUGUUUGAAUCAAUUGUAUCUGACAAUGCAGUCAACGUGAAAGGGAAAAAUGUUCAUAUUAAAAUAUAUUUCAAUACAUGAAUCCACAUUGUUGGCCAAUUUAGACAAACCACCACUGAUGGGCUGGCACCUGACUUGUCAAUCACCUAGCAAUGUCAUAUGUGUAACAUUAUUUCACUUUUUAAGCCCUUUUGCCCAAGAAAUUCGUCCAAGAGGUCCUGAAGAACCUGCAAUAUGUGGGAAAUAUAGUAUAGGGACAGUUAAAACAGAGUGGUGGUUUCACAGGGUGAUGGUGAGCAGCCACUCCUGUGUAUCUCUUGCUACCCUUUUCUGGCUGAAAUGUUUCUGAUUUUUAUUAAAUGGGGUAUUUCUUCUGAUUACAAAGCAAAGAGUGAUGGAGUUUGAUGAUAUGAAUCACCAGGUAGCAAGUGAUUCCUGCUGAGUUUAGUCACAUAACGUUUAUGCUCUCACUGUCUGUGUGAAUGUGAUUAGUUCCACUGCAACACAGUCACCAGAAUAAAUGUUGGUAUUGUGCGUUUUGUAAACCACAAAUAAGUUGUAUUUGCAUUUUAAUAUAUAGCGGAUACACUAAAACUUUAUGUUUCCACAAUGCUGUGGUUAAUGUGUGGUUAUGUUUAGGCACAAAAACCACUUGGUUAUGGUUUGAAAAAUAUCACGUUUUGGCUUAAAAUACUCCAUUUUAGGGGCACAAUCCUCAGUGUAAAAGUAGCAAUGUCUCGCUAAAAAACAACCACUUUUCAUAGCACCAUCCCUGCUGUAAAAACAUAGCACCUGGUUGCUACAAAACACCCGCAUUUGGUGACUAAAAUGCUGCUGGAAGCAGCAGUGACUUGCUAAGACACAACCAGGUUUUAGGUUUGUUGGUGUCAAACAGUUGUCUGCAGACAUCUCCCUGAGGUGUCACACCAGCCCCCUACCUCCCAAUGACUAAGUCAGCUCAUACGUGACUUUAGAAAUGUUGAUAUGAGACAUAUGAAUUGUAACAUAUUUGUGGUUUGCAGCAACUGGGCCACUGCCACUGCAGUAGGGCCCCCAAGGACCCCUACAUUGAUAUAGAUUAGGUCACGGGGCCCCAUUUGAUAAGAUUUCACUACAGGGACCUCCAUCUGAAAAGAUUUUGGUUGUUAUGACCAGUAGCCUUUGAUCAGAACAAUCACUCUUAUGACUCUUGAAAACAUUAGUCUCACUUCUAUAGUGAAGUAAAAAGUGAAAAUAAACCAUUCCCCAUUUCCUGGGGACUGCCUGGAAUUCCCUCAAGGACACCUGAGGGUCCCCAAAACCCUUUUUGAAAACCAUUGGUAUUUGGUAUAGACAACACAGUUGAGUAACUUAACAGUACUCUCUCUGUACUGACCUUACAUUAUAAAGCUUUAAGUCAGCUAAUAAGGGAAUAUAAACGCGAGUCUGGGAGUAAUUGGUUGACAGUGAUUUUUAUCUAUUAACGUGCAUAAUAUGUUAUAAUAGUUACAUUUUAAUAAGUUUGUUAAGACUGGUAAGCUUAAAUUGUGGUGUUGAGGUGGCUACUGGUGUGUAAGUGCUCCAUGCAGAGAUAUCUGCUGCUGCUUAAACCUCCUCUGCAUCUUCAUCGCACCAUGCACUUAGAGCAGAUUUAGCUAACCAGACUCACAUUAUUGGAAUUCUUGGCAAUGAAGUCCUUCAAAAAUGUUCCAGAAAGUGUUAAUUACAGUUAAAUCAGAUAUGGUCCAGUUAUUACGGUCUGGAUCAUUAAUAGUGCUAGUCUCACUGUCUUUAUUCCCUGUGUCAGUACAAGUUUUGUGCCCUGUCAUUGUCGAAAGAAAGAAAUCCUGAAGACUUUUCCUCUUUAAAAAUUUCAAAUAAAUAUGUGGACUAUUAAUACCUUUAACCCUCAUUAAAAUCAGUGAAACACUACUCUCAUCACUCCCUUCAUACUGCUAUAAUUAUAUCUGGCAUUAAAAUAUGCCCUGUAUGUGGACAAGUUAUCUGGACAAGGAAAAAUGCAUGUUAUUACAGAUGAUUGGGAUCAAAUCAGCCAGACCCAUCUGGAGGUGGUCAGGGUCACAUUGUGAUUGGAUGUCGGUCAGGUGUAAAUGUAAUUCAUACAAUUUUUCAUUUUUUCAUUACAUGGCUUUUAUUUUUUAUUUUUGCCUUUUUUUCUAUGUGUUGAAAAUCUUUUUUUUUUUUUUUUUUUUUUUU
Molecule: messenger RNA, 4000 nt
Organism: Epinephelus fuscoguttatus (brown-marbled grouper)
Lineage: Eukaryota; Metazoa; Chordata; Actinopteri; Perciformes; Serranidae
Gene: ca8
Product: carbonic anhydrase VIII
Exons: 9
Coding region: 323-1168 (281 amino acids)
Molecular function (GO): carbonate dehydratase activity; zinc ion binding
Source: RefSeq, a predicted model, not a curated record